Messenger RNA from Coccomyxa subellipsoidea C-169, 189 nucleotides. RefSeq lists its product as hypothetical. NCBI's taxonomy places the organism in Eukaryota, Viridiplantae, Chlorophyta, Trebouxiophyceae, Coccomyxaceae. The record is from RefSeq and is a predicted model, not a curated record. The transcript has 2 exons. The coding region runs from base 1 to 189 and encodes 62 amino acids.
AUGGCAAAACUGGGCCGCGGCGUGAAGGCGGCUGGGAGAGUGAAGAAGGGUGGGGCGGGGGGUAAAUUCACAUGGGGAGGGCUAAUGUCACCGGGGCUCGACCGCGCGCCGUCGCCUGUGCUAGACCGCAAUGACCCCAACUACGAGUCAGGCGAGCCUCGGAAAGCAGAUUUGAAUUUUGAACAUUAA